Molecule: messenger RNA, 4004 nt
Organism: Halteromyces radiatus
Lineage: Eukaryota; Fungi; Mucoromycota; Mucoromycetes; Mucorales; Cunninghamellaceae
Product: P-loop containing nucleoside triphosphate hydrolase protein
Exons: 10
Coding region: 56-3976 (1306 amino acids)
Biological process (GO): transmembrane transport
Cellular component (GO): membrane
Molecular function (GO): ATP binding; ATP hydrolysis activity; ABC-type transporter activity
Source: RefSeq, a predicted model, not a curated record
AUUAUUAUUAUUAUUAUUAUUAUUAUUAUUAUUAUUAUUUUAUUCUACUUGAAAUAUGUCGGAUAAAGAAAUAAUUUCCAAUGAAUCAUCUUCAACAACAUCACCAGCAAAAAAAGAAGAAAUCAAAAACCCUUCCAUUCCUAUUUACAAACUAUUCCGAUAUUCAGAUAACCGUGACAAGUUCUUGAUUUGUAUUGCCAUUUUAUGUUCUGCUGGGGUGGGUGCUCUUCAACCUGCUGCCAUUAUUAUUUUUGGUACUUUUUUGGAUCGAAUCACAACAACAAUAGCGUUGACUCCUCCCAUAGAUGGUGCACCUAUUGAUUAUAUUGCUACUACUUUACCUGUUAUUUUGAUUCUUGUCUAUAUGGCCAUCGGUAUACUUGUAGCAUCUUAUGCUGCUCAAACGUUAUGGAUCAUCACUGGUGAAAAUCAAACAAGACGGAUCAGAAUGAAAUAUCUUCAUGCUAUUCUUCGACAAGAUAUGGCUUGGUUUGAUGCAUCCAAGGAAGGUUCAUUGACAACUCGAUUGACUUCAGAUACCCAAUUGAUUCAAGAAGGUCUUUCUGAAAAGUUUGGUUUAUUUGUCUCAUCCAUUGCUCAAUUUAUCAGUGGAAUUGUCGUGGGAUUUACCGGUGAUUGGUUACUCUCUUUGGUGAUCAUAGCCACCUUUCCUAUUUUGGCAAUAGCUGCUGCUAUCAUGGGUGUACUUGUAACAAGAUAUACGACCAAGGCUCAAGAUGCUUAUGCUGAUGCUGGUCAAGUUGCAGAACAGGCUUUUGGAGGAAUCCGAACUGUAAGUGCCUUCAACAUGGAACAUCACUUUGUUACUCGAUAUCUACGAGAAUUGAAAAAGGCGACCUACGCUGGAGUGAAACGUGCUGUAGUGUUUGGACUUGGCUCUGCUAUCUUUUUAUUUGUGUUCUUCUCCACUUAUGCUCUUUCCUUUUGGUAUGGAUCUACUUUGGUCAAUAAAGGUCAUAUUACUGGUGCAAAUGUCGUCAUUUCCUUCUUUGGCGUUAUUCUCGGUGCAAUUGGAUUGAUAACCAUUCCUCAAAAUUUAACUUCUAUCACUAGUGCAUGUGGUGCUGCCUACAAUAUUUAUAGUACUAUUGAACGAAUUCCUGAUAUUGAUCCUGAUGAUAUCAAGCACAAACAUCUACCUCAAUCAUGGCAUGGAAAUGUGGAAUUCAAAGAUAUCUUCUUCAGCUACCCAACCCGUAGUGAUGUUUCUAUCUUAAAUGAUGUCAAUAUAUCAAUACCAUCCGGAUCCACAGUUGCUCUUGUCGGUCUUAGUGGAAGCGGCAAAUCCACUCUCAUGCAAUUAUUACAACGAUUUUACGAUCCGAAUGAUGGUUCAAUCUUAUUGGAUGGACAGGAUAUCAAGUCUCUGGAUGUAUCUUGGCUUCGUGAAAACAUCGGUGUGGUUUCUCAAGAACCUGUUUUAUUCAACUUGUCAAUUGAAGAAAAUAUUCGUUUAGGUGCACUACAUACAACAUCAACAAUAACAGAAAUUGAACAAGCAUGCAAAAUCGCCAACUGUCAUGAUUUCAUUUCCAAAUUGCCUGAAGGGUACAAUACGAUUGUGGGUGAAAAUGCAGCAUUUCUCUCUGGUGGUCAGAAACAACGUAUAGCUAUUGCCCGUGCUAUUUUAAAGAAUCCAAAGAUAUUGUUAUUGGAUGAGGCCACUUCUGCACUUGAUACUAAAUCAGAACGUCUUGUUCAACAUGCCUUGGAUAUCGCCACCGUCAAUCGUACAACUAUUAUGAUCGCUCACCGUUUAUCUACUAUUAGAAACGCAGAUAAGAUUGUGGUGAUGGAUAAAGGAAAAGUGGUUGAACAAGGGACUCAUGAGGAACUAGUGGCCUUUGGAGGAAUUUACUCGGAUUUGGUGAACAAACAAACUAUUGCCCAGGAACAACAUGUAACACCAAUGACAACAGAUUCAUCUAUUAUAGAAGGAUUUAACGCUGAUACAUCCAACAUUAACAACAAUAUUGGAAUAAAUAGACAAGAUAACAAUACUAUCUCUGACGGAGAACCAGCAACAACAACCAAAGUGGUGGAAGAUCUGAUUGAACAAGAAAAGGUAGCCAUAGAAAUGAUGGUGAUGGAUAAACAUGAUAUGGAUAAUGAAAAAAAUCAAGAUACCAACACAACAUCAACAAAACAACAACAACAACAACAACAACAACAGGUGUCCAUGUUACGAGUCAUUAAAGAAAUGAAUACCGAAUGGUUCCUUUUACUCCUUGGGUGUUUUGGGUCUGUCAUUGCAGGUUGCAUUUUCCCUGCAUUUGGUUACGUGUUUUCGCAAGUGGUGGUACUGAUUACAGAAAAGGGUGGUCUUGUCAGCGAUGGACCUAUGCAAGGCGCGAAUUUGUAUUCCUUCUUACUGAUGAUCGUUGGUGUGGCAGGAUUCGUUGGAUUUGGCACCAAGAUUAUUUGUUUUGAACUGGCAGGAGAACGAUAUACCGAACGACUUCGACAUCAAGUGUUCUGUGCUUACCUUCGACAAGAAGUAGGUUAUUACGAUGAUCCAGAAAACACGACUGGUGCACUGACAACAAAACUGGCUGUGGAUGCAAAAAAUGUCAAUGAAUUGAUUACAAAAACGUGGGGUGAAAUUAUCCAAACCGUCUUGACUGGUAUUGCAGGUCUCAUUAUUGCAUUUGUAUUGUCUUGGCAACUGACGUUGGUGAUUCUAGGUGUGUCUCCUUUUUUGAUAGCAGGUGCGUUGUAUGAAGCCAAGAUCGAGCAAGGAUUUGGUGAUCCUACCAAGAAAGCUAAUGAGCAGUGUGGAGAAAUAGCUUCUGAAGCCAUCAAGGAAAUUCGGACUGUGGCAUCUCUCAAUCAACAAGUCUACUUUGAAAAUCGAUUUUACAAGGCAACGGAAAGACCUCAUCAAAUGACAACAAAAAAAGCCUGGGCUGCUUCGUUUGGUUACGCUUGUACUCAAGGUGUACCACUUUUUGCUCAAGCUAUCGCUUUUUAUGCUGGGAUGCGAUUCAUUGCCAAUGGAUGGAUUACUUAUAAUCAAAUGUUCACUAGUAUGAUGAUGGUCUUGGUCACCGCCUUGGGUGUUGGGUCCGGAUUGGUAUUUACAAAAACUUUUGUUAAAGGGAAAUUAUCAGCUAAUGCCAUAUUUGAAGCGAUUGAUCGACAACCUACCAUUGACCCUGAUUUAGAAGGUGUGGAACCGUCAUCUGAUAGUAUACAAGGUGUUAUUGAUUUUGAAAAUGUCAAGUUUACUUAUCCAACAAGACCCGAUCAUCCAGUAUUCCAUGGCGAUUUGAAUAUUCAAGUAGAUGCAUUGAAGAAAAUAGCCUUAGUUGGAUCAUCUGGUUGUGGCAAAUCGACGACCAUUGGAAUGUUGCAACGAUGGUAUGAUACUGAUUCUGGUAGUAUACGUUUGGAUCAUCAAGACAUUCGAUCGUUUACAUUAUCAAAUUUACGGUCUCAUAUGGCCUUGGUAUCACAAGAACCGACUGUUUUUGAUAUUUCUAUUGGAGACAAUAUCCGUCUUGGCUACAACAACAAGGAAGAUGAAAUAUCUUUCAAGGAAAUGGAAGAUGUAUGUCGAUUGGCGAAUAUUCAUGAUUUUAUUCAAAGUCUUCCUGAAGGUUAUGAUACAACUUGUGGCAACAAAGGAUCUCAAUUAUCUGGUGGACAAAAACAACGAAUUGCUAUUGCUCGUGCAUUGAUUCGAAAACCAAAAGUACUUUUAUUAGACGAAGCCACAUCAGCAUUGGAUUCUGAAUCCGAGAAAUUGGUACAAGAAGCUCUAGAUCAAGUAUUGGAACAAGGAGGUAGAACUACAAUUACUAUUGCUCAUCGUCUUUCAACAAUACAGGAUUCCAAUAUGAUUUAUGUCAUAGACAAUGGUCAUGUGAUGGAGAAAGGUAAUCAUCAGCAGCUUUUAGAAAUGAAUGGACUGUAUGCUCAAUUGGUCCUUGAUCAAUCUCUCAAAACUUUUUGAAUAAAAUUCUCCCUUUUGGAACACCGAC